AUGUGCGCGCACUUGGCGCUGCCGCCGUGCCCCGCAUACCCCGGCGGGGCUGCCCGGGGCCGCCCGGAGCUCUGCUGGAGCGCGGCAGGGGCCGCAGGACAGGCCCCCACAGCGGCCGGGCCCGCGGGACACGCCGCGGCCGGGCACUCUCCAGAGGCUGCGGGCAGGAGGCACACGGCAGAAAUAUCCCCAGCUUCAUCCAGUUCUGGGAAUUUCAGCCAAUUCACACCAGAUUCAGCCACCAGUCCACAUUCCUCAUCCUCAUCCCCACAGCCUUCAGCUAAGUCUCAGAAGGGCAGAGAAUAUGGCGUGGAGGGGAUCAGGAAGGCCAAGAGCCGGACAGCUUUCUCCAAGGAGCAGCUGCUAACCCUGCACCAGCGCUUCCAGAGCCAGAAGUACCUCAGCCCCCAGCAGAUCCGGGAGCUGGCUGUUGCCCUGGGGCUCACCUACAAGCAGGUGAAGACUUGGUUCCAGAACCGGAGGAUGAAGCUGAAAAGGUGCCAGAAGCAGAGCCUGUGGAGCGAACGGGCUCAGUGUCUCACGCAAAGUGGCUUCCAGAGCGCAACUUACCUGGAUGUGCACCCCAAAUUCCACCAGGGCUACCCCAUCACCACGGCUGGCAACAUGCAAACCAUGCCUGCCCCCUGUCAGCACUACGGAGCAGGGCAGAACGCUUACACAAUCCUGACCAGCGAGGAUGGAGGAGUCUUUGGCAAAGGCGGGGGGACCUGCAGUGUCCAGCAGACAGUGGGCUUCAUUGCUCAGCACAAAGUAGACUUUUACCACAGCUACCCUGGCAGUGUGGAAUAUCCAGGCUCCAAGACAGGCGAUGGCUGUAAUUUUCACCAUUCAGCCACCAUGGCUCCUUUCCCAACUGCUGCCAGCCAUCAUCUUUAUCAUUCCUAA
Molecule: messenger RNA, 906 nt
Organism: Camarhynchus parvulus
Lineage: Eukaryota; Metazoa; Chordata; Aves; Passeriformes; Thraupidae
Product: homeobox protein NANOG-like
Biological process (GO): regulation of transcription by RNA polymerase II
Molecular function (GO): DNA-binding transcription factor activity, RNA polymerase II-specific; RNA polymerase II cis-regulatory region sequence-specific DNA binding
Source: RefSeq, a predicted model, not a curated record